Molecule: messenger RNA, 1574 nt
Organism: Anopheles darlingi
Lineage: Eukaryota; Metazoa; Arthropoda; Insecta; Diptera; Culicidae
Product: probable methyltransferase-like protein 25
Exons: 2
Coding region: 1-1458 (485 amino acids)
Source: RefSeq, a predicted model, not a curated record
AUGGAACGUUUGAGGCAACAGAUCGAUACGAUCGCUCGGUUUCUCGAACCAAACGCCGCUUUCAUCAACUGCCACAUGGUGGACUAUCUUACCGAACAGCACUGGGAUCGGUAUGUGCCGAAACCGAUCCAGAGUGAGCUAUUAUCGGUGGAAGACUAUCUUCGAGCUAAACAUGUGUUCUGGGGUCAGUUCGAUCAACCUUCCGAUAGCGUGAGCGACGAGCUUCCCGCUGUGAAAGCGUUUAUCGAAGAAACGCGAAAAUAUCGUUUAGAAGGCAGUGAAGUCCAGGGCACAGCGCUGACGCUAGCAGAGUUCCAAAAUGCGCUGGAAAAAUGUCGUAAAGAGACGCGACUGAAAAUGACCGAGCUAAUGAAUGUGAAGAAAUGCCACGAAGUUGAAAUCGCGGCCGCUGUAGUUGCCUCGCUGUGUACGGCCGUGGCUUCGGGUUUACCCAACGGUACUCAGGACGAUAUACUGGUGAUCGAUGCCGGUGAUGGUAAGGGUUACCUCUCGUCCCGGAUUGCAGUAGAGCAUGGUAUCAAGGUACUGGGAGUGGACUGUAACGAAGAGAACACUAGCAACGCCGAGAAGCGUCGUGAUCGAUUGAAGACAAAGAUCCCGAAAGCCGUGAAAAAGGCAAACCUCGAGGAGGAUGAACACUUCACCAACCUGCUACAGGGAGAUACGCUGGAAACGCUCUACCGAACAACUACUCAACUGAUCGAUUUCGAAACCGAUCUUAUCGCGCUGGCAAAGCACCAUUUUCCUGCCGACAAUCACCGCACGUUCUGUCUGUGCGGUCUACACACGUGCGGCAAUUUGGGUCCCAAUUGUCUUCGUCUUUUCCAUCAAAACCGAACGAUCGCUAGUAUAAUGAACGUUGGCUGCUGCUACCACCUGAUGCGGGAAGAGUUUGUGAUGGAUGAUUUCUACAAUCCAGCUAAAAUCUCCGAUAACCCGGGGUACGGUUUUCCAAUGAGUUCGUAUCUACGGAACCGCCAGUUCGCUAUCGGGCGUAAUGCAAGAAAUUUGGCUUCCGAGUCAAUCGAACGUGCCUGCAUUAAUCGAGAGAAUCCUAGCGACAAGCUUGGGUACCGAGCGCUGUUGCAGAUUGUAUUGCUUCAGUAUGGCCAGAAGAAAUCGCUCCAAGUUGGACGGCUCAAGAGCGGUGACUUCAUCGAUUACGUCCGCAAAUCCGUUCGACGGUUGGGGUUGGAAGGUCGCGUGACGAUCAGUGAUGAUAGUUUGGUCGAGCUGGAAACACGCUUUUCGACAGAGCUGGAGCAGCUGAAGGUGUUCUAUUUGAUACGGCAACAAUUUGCACCGGUCGUUGAGACGUUGAUACUGUUGGAUCGGUUGCUGUUUCUACGAGAAUGCGGAUACGAGCGAAGCUUUUUAGUGAAGUUGUUCCAACCCGUCGUUUCACCGCGUUGUUAUGCCUUGAUAGCAAUGAAAUAAAGAUAUGUGCUAUUUAAAUUUCGUUUAACAGCAGCUAGUUCAUUGAUAAAUUGGUUUUUGCGAAAGAAUAAAACUAUUUCGAGGAGGGAGGAAGGAGUCAGUACAAAAUAUCUUCC